This is a messenger RNA of Drosophila eugracilis, 1821 nucleotides long. It is a transcript of the gene al, whose product is annotated as homeobox protein aristaless. The record is from RefSeq and is a predicted model, not a curated record. The transcript is spliced from 5 exons. Bases 452 to 1684 code for a protein of 410 amino acids. Gene Ontology annotation, biological process: regulation of transcription by RNA polymerase II. NCBI's taxonomy places the organism in Eukaryota, Metazoa, Arthropoda, Insecta, Diptera, Drosophilidae. Gene Ontology annotation, molecular function: RNA polymerase II transcription regulatory region sequence-specific DNA binding; DNA-binding transcription factor activity, RNA polymerase II-specific.
CUCACCGUGUAGUUUGCUGGCGGCUCUGAAACAGCCCGGUCAUCAUCGUAGCGUUCGCUUCCGAUUCGUUUCGUUUCGAGUUGUCGAGUGGGAAAUAUAUCAUUAUUUCCGAAAAGUGUCCAAAGUCGUGAAAAAGUGUCGGCACCUAUAGCUAUUCUCAUCCGUACUCGUUCUCCUUUGAGCCGCGAUCCGAGUGGGCACCUGAGACUUUCGAGUUCUGGUUGUUUGACGAAUAGACGAAAGACCGUCGGCAAGUGUUCCGGUUGGUGUAAAGUUUCAGGGCUGAUAAGGCCAGUGUUGUCGGAGGCAACAACCAAAAUAAAAACAGAAGAUUUAGUUUCUGAGGAGGUCACAAGUUACGUCUAUUCUAUCUGUACAUACAUAGAACCACAGAUCAACAAGCAAGAGAAGCCGCUGCCUUCGAGCUUAGAUCAGAUCGCCCUCCUAGAUUAUGGGCAUAUCGGAGGAGAUCAAGCUGGAGGAACUACCGCAAGAAGCCAAGCUAGCGCACCCAGAUGCCGGAGUGCUGGUGGACCGCGCCCCCGGAUCGUCGGCCGCCUCCACCGGCGCAGCGUUAACGGUUUCAAUGUCGGUCUCCGGCGCAACGCCCAGUGGUGCCAGUGGAGCAAGUGGCGGUACCAACAGCCCCAUUUCGGACGGGAACAGUGACUGCGAGGCGGACGAGUACGCCCCAAAGCGGAAGCAACGUCGUUAUCGCACAACCUUCACCAGCUUUCAGCUGGAGGAGCUUGAGAAGGCCUUCUCCCGGACCCAUUAUCCCGACGUGUUUACGAGAGAGGAGCUGGCGAUGAAAAUUGGAUUAACCGAGGCGCGCAUUCAGGUUUGGUUCCAGAAUCGGCGUGCCAAGUGGCGCAAGCAGGAGAAGGUCGGCCCCCAGUCGCAUCCGUAUAAUCCCUACCUGCCCAGCGGCGCCGCUACCAUGCAGACGGUUGUGGGGGCCGCCCUCCCGCCCAAUCCCUUCAGCCACCUCGGCUUCCAGCUGCGUAAACCCUUCGACGCUCAACACGCCGCCAAUCUGGCCGCCUUUCGCUAUCCUCAUCUCUCCGCCGCUCCCAUGAUUCCGUCGGGCUACUUCAACCAAUUCCAGAGGGCUCCUCCCCACAUGUUGCCUCAUGGGAUGGCUGGCAUGUACUCCCCUUCGAGCUCCUUUCAAUCGCUGCUGGCCAAUAUGACGGCGGUUCCACGAGGUCCCCCUCUAGGAAAACCUGCCGCCCUGCUGGUGGGAUCCCCCGAUCUCCACUCGCCCAACCACCUGCUUGCCUCCCCACCCACUUCUCCCGCCUCUGGACAUGCCUCUCAGCAUCAACAACACCCGGUCGGUCAUCCACCGCCCCCUCAGGCGCCUCCUCAAAUGCCUGUUGGAGUCCAGCCCGCUCAACUUUCACCCCAACAACUAGUUGGGAUUGCCUUAACCCACCAGGCGCCUUGCCUAUCGCCCACCCAGACUUCUCCGGUGGCUCUGACCUUGUCGCACUCUCCCCAGCGACAACUGGCACCACCACCUCCAUCGCAUCAGCCUCCUCCUCCUCCACCCAGAGCAGCCACGCCUCCUGAGGACAGACGCACAUCCUCCAUUGCCGCACUGCGUCUGAAGGCCAGGGAGCACGAACUGAAGUUAGAACUGCUGCGUCAGAAUGGACACGGAAACGAUGUGGUCAGCUAGCUGAAGGAGAAAGUGAGUUCCAAGGAUUCCAAGCCCAAGUGCAAAAACUUUUCCCGUUCACUGUAAAUCUAGGCUUGUAAGUUAUUUAAUUGAAUGUACUUAAGGUUGAAAAUUGAAUAAAAUUUAUGGAAAACUAA